CAACCUUUGGUAGUUGUCAGUGGUGCAUUGUGGGACGCAAAAUGGCUCCAUCGUGUUGUCUGCUAACUAGCCAACCAGCUAAAUCUCAUAGCCAUAACGUUGCAUUUACAAUAAAGCACGUCCUAUAGCGCAUUGAUAAUAGCUGCUGGGUUAUAGAAUAGAGGUUAUAAUUGUGAGAAUAAUACACCUUUCUUGCAUUCAUCACUUUUUUCGAGACGACACCGCCAUGUCUGCCAAAUUAGACAAAGUGAGAAGUGAGUCCACCACACGAAAAGAUGACAGAAGAAGUACUGAGUUUUCCACAAGAGAUGACAGAAGUACAGAGUCUGUCUCAAGAAGAGGUAACAGAAGAAGUACAGAGUCUGCCACAAGAAGAGAUGACAGAAGAAGUACUGAAUCCAGUACAAGAAGAGAUGGUAGAAUAAGUACUGAGUCUGGUGUGAGGAGUAGUGACAGAAGAAGUACUGAGUCCAGCACAAGAAGAGAAGAAAGAAGAUCAACAAGUACAGUCAUGGAUAGCCCUGGCUGUGCUCUGUCAUUGUCUGCUGAAGGUAAAGAGAAAAAGAAAAGGAAACGCAGCCGCAGUAGAUCAUCAUCUUCCUCCUCAUCCAGCUCCUCCUCCUCUUCGUCCUCUUCAUCCUCUUCAUCCAGCUCUUCAUCAUCCUCGUCCUGUGGUAGUAGUUCUAGCAGCAGCAGGGAUUCUCACAGCAAGUCCAGAAAGAAUUCUAAGAAAAGGAAAAAGGAAAAACAACAAAAAAAGAAAGCGAAGAAGGAUAAGAAGCAUAAACGAAAGAAAGAGAAGAAAAGGAAGCUAGAGGAAGGAGCUGCACCGGGACCUAUUCAGAUCUCCAAGUAUUUAAAGGAGAGAAAGAGAAAAGGAAAGUACAGCAUGAUCUCAGGAAAGAAGAUAAAAAUGAAAUUGAAGAAGUCAAAGAAAGACAAGCUGAGGGACAAGAAUCGCGCCGAACUGCUGGAGUUUCUCAACUCUACAUUGUAAUGUAAAUGCUAUCAUCGUUAGUUCCAGAACCUUCCACUUUUUUCCAGAACAGAACUCAGGAAAAGACACCCUUUGUGAUAAAGCUCUGAACGAAGAUCUUUUUCGAGGGUUAUCACGACAAGAGAUGUCAGAGAUUGACCGUGUUGUUGCUAAAUUGCAGCACUGCCAAGUCUCUGACUUAGAAGUUGUAUCUCUUGUUGAAAAGUUCAUUGUCACUCCUGUGUUUGUCGCCCCACUUAUUUUCAAACUAUAACUGAUGCCCAUUUGAUUUUUAAAGUUGUAUUUUUACUAUAAUGUUGGAGGAAACUUUUACUCACUGUUUGUCCACACGAGGGGUUGUUGUGCAACAAUGUAGAACUGUUGCCAUGCUGGAGACUAGUGUCAUCAGCUAAGGUCUGAGUCACCAACAACAUACCUGGGUUUAAAUAGUACUUGUUUUCAUAAUUUCAGCCGUGGUUGAUUAAGCUUGCCUGGCACAAUGGAACCAAAGGGAAUCCAUCUUUCACUCCUGGUGUGCUUUAAAGUAUUUGAAAGCAAAAACUAUUUGAGCCCAGGUCUCACAGAGUGGUUGGCUGUAAGCUUUAGUGUAGCAUAAUCCUGUCCUAUAUAACACCAGUCAGUCAUUUCAUUGUUUGAUAAUUGUUUGGUAAUUGUCUUAAGAUCCAAAAUUGUCCCGCAGCUGUACUGUUGGCGUUCUCCUUUGGUAUUAUGUUCUUUAAUGACUAGGGUAUUUUUUAAUCAAUAGUUUGUAUAAAUCUGAGAGUCGACUGGAUUGUCAUCCCAUGUUAUAAUAUAAAUCUAUUGUAUUUUGGAUGCGUGUUGUUUUUCUAAUUUACAGCCCAGGCAAUUGAACCUGACCCGAACCAAAAGGUCCCUGGUUCAAAUCCCAGUGCCAUCAUGAAAAUCUGUCCUGUCCUUAAGCUAGACAGUUUACCCUGAGUGUUCUCCAGGUAUCCAAAGUGGCAACCCUCUGUACUUCUUCAAUUCAGCUGGACCAUGUGGUCAGUUCAUGAAUAAAUUAGUUUAACCCUUAAUACUUUUAAUAGAAGUCCCAAAACAGUCCUGUUGCUCGCCCAUUACUGUAUCACUGGCAAUGCUGUUUCUUUACUGGCUGGUGAUUUUUAAGAAAUAGCAUACAGGUCUGUCAGUCGGACACGUUAAUAUGAGGUAUGUUAAUAUGCUAAUAUGAGGUGAACUUGAUAUGCAGUUAGCUGACUGACCAACCAAUAUAACUGUUCUUACUCAGCAGCAAUCUAAUGCUGUUGUAGAGAUACUACAGGUAUGUUGUAAAAUUCUACAACUAAUAAAGCAUCCACUCCC
Esox lucius (northern pike) is the source of this 2317-nucleotide messenger RNA. RefSeq lists its product as uncharacterized. NCBI's taxonomy places the organism in Eukaryota, Metazoa, Chordata, Actinopteri, Esociformes, Esocidae. The transcript is spliced from 7 exons. The record is from RefSeq and is a predicted model, not a curated record. Bases 227 to 997 code for a protein of 256 amino acids.